UUUUCUUCUUUUUUUACCCUGCCAUCUUACUGCUGCCUGCCAUUUCUUGUUAAGGUCGAACUGAAAAUUGAAUUUCUUUGUUGGUCCCUGCCUGUAAUUCCUCUGCAGCUUAUGGGCAGUUCUUGAAAUCCAAUGGUGAGCAACCUGUGAUGUGGAAAAGAGCUCUGCUACCAUGGAAGAUGUCCUCAGAGAGGCUAAUGUGACAACAUAUGGCUUGGACUCAUGCAUCAUGGGAGAAGUUUGCUAUAUCGUCCCCAGGUUGUGGAAUGUGAGUUGCCGGUGGUCCCUGCAAGCGAAUUACCAUACAAGGGACAGGACCCAGUUGAGCUGCAUCUCAAGAAAAGGGUUCGAAUCAUUUCAAGACAGAUUGAAGCUCUGCAUCUUGGACAUUUGGCUUGACUAUUCAGAAAAGAGGCAGGCUGAAUCAGCUUGGAUUAGAGAGAAAUAUCCCGAUAGGAUUCCAGUCUUCCUCAACCCCAUUAUUGCUACUACGAUUUCUCUAAAAUCUGGAUUCAUGCUUCCAUAUUCUGAUAAUAUGUAGAUCCAUGCAUGAAAUAACCUUUUCAACAGAUGAUAAGCCAAAGCUCCUCAGUCAGGCUGCUGAACAAGAUUAUGAAAGAGAGAAGCUUAAUGAAAGAAUAGCAAAACUCUCUGGUGGUGUUGCUGUCAUUUAGGUAUUCUUUAGGAGUCUUCUUCUCCCUCAAACAAGAUGGUUAUGAUUGAACUACAAAUUGGUAUAAAUGUGUUCAAUUCCCCAACAUUCUUGGCACUGCUGGAUAGGUUGGAGCCCAAACAGAGACAAAACUGAAAGAGAAGUAGAGAGUAGAAGAUGCUCUUAAUGCAACCAAGGCAGCAGUUGAGGUGGGUAUUGUUGUUGGGGGUGGUUGUACGCUGUUGAAUGUAAUCAUCAUCUUAACUAAGAAAAGUGUGAACUAGCUUAUAUUUUGAUAGAUUUAUCUUAUAUGAUUUGUGAUAUUUGGGAUAUUUUUGGUUAACAAAGAUUUGAUUUUUGUUUCUUA
Messenger RNA from Magnolia sinica, 1019 nucleotides. RefSeq lists its product as uncharacterized. The transcript has 8 exons. The record is from RefSeq and is a predicted model, not a curated record. Lineage: Eukaryota; Viridiplantae; Streptophyta; Magnoliopsida; Magnoliales; Magnoliaceae. Bases 173 to 541 code for a protein of 122 amino acids.